AUGCCCGCAACUGAUAAGCGACGCGACGCGAGGCUUCAGCGUUGAAUAAUAAACGGCUGUGGUUGUGCUCUGAUAUCACCGGAACGAGCGCCUUCGUCGCGUCGCUCAGUUUAGAGUCGCUCAGAGUCGAGAGCGACGUAUUUUUAGUACGUUCUAAAACGGUAGCGCUGCUGAGAUUCGGCAAAUUUUCGCACAGUGAAUUUAACGACUCUCGACAAGACAAGCCGCGACGAAAGCCAGUCGUCGCUGCGACGGAGAUCGGCCUUACGAAGUGUGCACUGCGAUUUUUGGUUCGGAAAAUCGCGACUCCUAGAGUCGAAGCCAGUUUCCUGCGACUUUCCCGCUCGGUUUUCAAUUCAAACAGAAAAGUCGUCGAAAGACGAUGUCAGAGGAGUGAGAGCGAUUUCGCGCUACGACCGUUGGCACGUCGGGUGUGCUCACUGGCGAAUAAUUCGCGAAUUAGAUUAAAUUAGAAAAUUGGAAACGAUAGCUCUCUCGUUACUGUGAACUCCUCCGCAGAUUUAAUUGCGACGCGCGCUCAAUGAAUUCGGUUUUCACGUGUCAGCGCGUCGCGGCGCGGGAAGAACGUUCUUUUAUGCGACAGAGAGUGCCGGCAUCGUGUCUCAACUGUGUUUGAAUUGGGAUCAUUGCGUCAAUUAUAUUUCCGCUCGCGGCGCGUUGUGUUACAAAAACAAAUGCUCGGGACGCGACCGAUGAUCGGCGAGGUACAAGUGUAGAGCGCGUCAUUCGCAGGAAAUCCCCGUGCUCUGCGAAUAAUCUUCCGCGGUGAGGACUGACGUAUCUCACACAAAAGCAAUUCAAACGUAACGUUAGCAACGUCUGCAACGCGGACGAUGAAGCUAUGAAUAAGACGAUUAAGACACACACGCGGCGGAACGCGCUGCAGAGCAACGCGACUUGAAUUAAUGAUGACGAGGUACAAACCGGCCGAAUUCGAGGAUGAGGAGAGCAGCAGCAUCGGCUCGGUUACCUUAAAUAGCGAAGGUAUCAGCACAUCCGCCACGCAUAUAAGAUAUCACUCGGCUCCCACGCUAUGGAAAGCGAGGAGUACUUUAGAGAGAUGUCUUUUAAUAAUUUGCACUACUUUGCUAUUAAUAGUCUUCAUACUAAUCAGCGUGAUCAGCCACAAGCCUCGCUGGGACGAGGCGCAGAUUCUCCACGUCACCUCUCACGGAGAAGACGGCACACAUUGCCUCACGGAGCACUGCGUGACGGUGGCAGCGUCCAUAAUCAAUAGAAUAGAUUACUCCGUUGACCCUUGCGACGACUUCUACGAGUACGCGUGCGGCGGUUGGCGCAAGAAAAAUCCCAUCCCGGACGGCAAGAGCGUUUGGGGCACGUUCGGCAAGCUGGAGCAGGAUAAUCAGCUGGUAGUCAAAAAUGUCCUCGAGAAACCGUUCAGCGAGAUGAAGUCGAAGGCCGAGAAGAAGGCGAAGUAUUACUAUAUGUCCUGCAUGGACGCAAACGAGACGAUCGAGACUCUCGGCACCAAGCCGAUGAUGGAGCUGCUCCAGAGUAUCGGCGGAUGGAACAUCUCCGGGAAGUUCAACGUGAGCACGUGGUCCUUGCAGAACAGCAUGCAUAUUCUGCAGAACGUUUACAACAUGGGCGGCCUCUUCUCCUGGGCCGUGAACGAGGAUGACCGCAACAGCAGUAGAUACAUAAUCCAAAUCGACCAGGGAGGCCUGACGCUGCCAACCGCGGACAAUUACCUUAACGUAACCGAGCACAGUAAAGUCUUGGCUGCUUACUUGGACUACAUGACAAGGAUCGGCGUGCUCUUAGGUGGUGAAGAGAACAGCACGAGGAAACAAAUGCAAGACAUAAUUGACUUUGAGACAAAGCUCGCGGAGAUCACCACACCACCGGAGGAACGCAGGGACGAGGAGAAGCUCUACAAUCUGAUGUCUUUGAACGAAUUGCAACGUAAAGCACCUUUUAUGUCGUGGGUGGAUUAUUUCCAAAACGCAACGCGCCUCGUGAACAAGAAGAUCAACAGCAAAGCGCAGAUCAUCAACUACGCGCCGGAAUAUUUUGCGAAAUUAACGAAGCUCGUGCAGGAGUAUAACAAGACGACUAACGGGAAAAUAAUACUGAAUAACUAUCUGGUUUGGCAGACCGUGAGGUCCUUGACGGGGUGCCUGUCGAAGCCGUUCCGCGACGCUUACAAGGGCCUGCGGAAAGCCCUAAUCGGUUCGGAGGGUAAUGAGGAGCAGUGGCGUUACUGCGUUAGCGAUGUAAAUAACGUCAUGGGUUUCGCGAUCGGCGCGAUGUUCGUCAGAGAGGUGUUUCACGGCAAGAGUAAACCGAUGGCGGAAGAGAUGAUCGACUUGAUUCGCAAGGCGUUCACGAAUAACCUGGUGGACCUCGACUGGAUGGACGCGGAGACGAGAAACUCCGCCGAGGAGAAGGCGAACGCGAUCACCGACAUGAUCGGCUUCCCGGACUUCAUCCUGCGACCCAGCGAACUCGACGAGCGUUAUCGCGAUCUAACUAUCAAGCAGUACGAGUACUUCCAGAAUAAUCUGCGCGUAAAUAAGUUCAAUUUACGCAAGAACCUCGAGAAGCUCGAUCAGGUGGUGAAUAAGAGCUCUUGGAUAAUGACGCCGCCGACCGUGAACGCUUAUUAUACGCCUACCAAGAAUCAAAUCGUCUUCCCCGCCGGCAUUCUCCAGAGCCCGUUCUACGACAUAGACAAUCCCAAUAGUCUGAACUUCGGCGGCAUCGGAGUGGUCAUGGGACACGAACUGACCCAUGCCUUCGACGAUCAAGGUCGAGAGUACGAUUUACACGGGAACCUGCAUCGGUGGUGGAACGACGCUACGAUAGAGAAGUUUAAAAGUAGAACCGAGUGUUUCGUGGAGCAAUAUGACACAUACGAAGUACAAGGUCGACACGUUAACGGCCGACAGACAUUGGGAGAGAAUAUCGCCGACAACGGGGGCCUUAAGGCGGCAUUUCACGCUUACCGGGCGAUGCCUAAAAGCUACAAGGAUCAACUGCCUCUGCCUGGUCUUAACUUAACGCAUCGUCAACUGUUUUUCUUGAAUUUCGCACAGGUCUGGUGCUCUGCUAUAACACCCGAGGCAGUGACUUUGCAGAUCGAGAAGGAUUCUCACACUCCGCCGAAGUACAGGGUGAUAGGACCGCUUUCGAAUCUGCCGGAGUUCGCGGCGGAAUUCAACUGCCCCAAGAAUUCCAAGAUGAACCCGGUUCGCAAGUGUGAGGUGUGGUAACGCCUCAUGUCUUUUCUGACUGAUUGAUCGACCGAGUUCGAUUGCACCCGCGGUUUCCAAUAUCGCGAUGCGAUCGUUGGAACUUCUACGUGCCGUUUGCGUGAUGAAAGACACGUUGUGAAAGUCACGAGACUUACUUCGGGCAUCGGACUGUGCAUUUUUUAAUUUCCACAUAUCAUUACUUUUCGUACGAGGACGGUUAUUUUGUGUUGAACCAUCGUGAGAUUAGUAAAGUCAUUUUUGAACGCGCACGUAUACGCGCUGACGAAAGUCAUCAAAGGGAAAUGCAAAGAAGGAAAUUUCCGCAUCUCCUUUCGGCUUAGUUGAAAUUAAGUUCAUCAUCUGUAGCUGAUAAUUUUGGGACACUCUUUAAUAUCCCACGACCGACCUAAGACUGUUUUAAGGUCGCUUUGGAGACCAACAAUAAUUAUUUUUCGAAGAGACCUUGUCUGUGAAUUAUUUCUUUCUGCAGAAUUGAACAUUGAAAUGAAACCAAUGAAACUAAAGAAUUUUUCUCCGACAAAUGGCGAGUUAGUUAGAACAUGUAAAAUUUGCGAGAUUUGCAGGAAUUUGCGAGAUUUGCGGUGUCGAAGAAUUUUUUAUCCAAUUGACUUACUUGUCAGUUGCUAAGCCGAGUCGCUUAUUCGCGCAGGAACAAAAGUAACUUUUAUAGGGUUUCGCGUCACGUACGACAAAUGUGAGAGAUCCGAAGCACGUUGAGAAAAUGUACGAAAACAAACAAAAAAAAAAAAAAGAGAAUGAGUUACUUGUACAGGCCGAAUGUCUCGAGGAAUUCUCUACGUGCACGAAGUUGUAAUAGGAGUUGAUCGAGGAGAGUUUUCAUUUGCUCGACGGGAACUAGGACCAGUACAUUAGCGUAUUAUUCCCUUCCGACUGCGUUGAGGUGUAUUUGUGAUCAGCACCGAUUCUUUUCACACAGAGUGCCCAACUACGGCUCGUCGAGAUUAACGAGAGCGUUCAGGAACGACUCGCAGCGUCGACAGCCGCUGAAGUAUUCUCGAUACGCGGUACAUAUCGUUUUUCACUUUUAUAUACAUAGUUAAAUCAGUAUUACACACGUUACACUCAGUCGAUUCGCAAAUGUGCGCGGAGCAACGACUGAAGAUGACGAUACCAAAAAAAAGUGACGAUCGGGUUAUAGGCGAAGCACGCGGCAAUUACAAUUACAAGACUGUGCGCGAGCAGGCUUAAUGCAAGAACAAAUUUCUCACUCGCUUCGGCUUGUGGAAGUUAAUUGGCCAAGGAGAUAAUAAUAACUCGUCACGAUACAUAUACAAACUGUCCGCAACUGUCUGUCCUCGCCGCGUUAUUUGUGACGUCAGUACAUUGUGAUUCUCGUUGUGUUACGAGCCGUUCAAACUUAUAUAUCCCGCAAUCAACUAAUCAAAAGUCGCUUCGACGCUAAGUUCCUAGACCAUUUCAUUGCGCUGCCGGAAGAUUAAUAUUUAAGAUUCGACUAUAAAUAUCGUCAGUAUUACCAGCCAAUCAAAUUGUCGAGGCGCGCGAACAGGAUUGCGAGCAGUAUUGCGCUGAUUAGUCUACGAAAUAGUUCGUUAAGCGCGAAUGAGAAAAUGACAGCAGGCCGAGUGAGAGGAGGAGCGACGCGAAACUCACGCGAGACCAAAUUUAAGUUUUUCACAGCUGCAAAGUCACGACGGAAAUUCGUAUUCGAAUUACCAGUAUUAACGUCGGCACAUGUCGUUGAUACGCUGCGAGAUGUUAUCAAUAUUGUGAGAACAUUACUACGCUCUCGAUAAUCUCGGCAGAGCGUAGCUGGAGGACAGCCGGAUGCCAUAGCUUCCGCAGGCAGGAUUCUCCCCUUAGCUAGCAUUUUAGAAUUAAAGAGCUUGGUUUGUAGAAAGAUAUGGAUGUGUGAAAUUACUUAUGACUGGCUGGACGGAAUCCGGACGUGGAAAUCGCGGCGAGGUGACGCGCGGCACAAUAAUGUGUUUAGCCGAUAUUAGGUGUUUUCUCAUCGAGUGCGCUUGAUUCAAGUUCUCCUGCCAUUCGUCGCGUGCUCGGUACUCCACUUCAUGGAGAAAUGCCUGCAAGGGAACAACAACAGUCCCAUUAGGAAACGCUGAGAGAAAUCUAUUUCGCUAAGUUUCAAGUACUCUCUCGAGAACAUGAUUAUCAACAUUUCAUCUCUACAACUUCACCGAAUUGGUUUUGCAAUUGUUAAGUAUCAUGCUAACCAAAGUCUCGCCAUUUGAGCGAAAUUAAGCACGUUUUCUCGCGGCGAUUAAUCCUCCUCGAUUUAGUUGAAUCAGUCUAUUUUUUUUUUUUUUCGUAGAGAUGAUAGACGCUACGUGAAUAAUGUGAAUAAGUAAGAGUCGUCGUUGUUCGACUUUUUGAUCUCACACAUAUCGCAGCAUGGUUGGAUUACGAAUCUAUUGCAUAUGUAUAAUUUCUUACUAAUCUACACUUUCUCCUUGCUUCGAGUUGGGAUAAUUGUACAAUAAUUAAUUAUAAAAUUUUAGCGACGAGGACUGAACAGCGUGUGUUUUUGUAAAUAAUGUAAUUUACAGAUCAGGAGACUAACGCGUUUGUUAGCUGUGGUGGCGUAGACUCUCGUUUAGAAUUACCGUUGACUUUAGCGUUCUAAUUAGUAGGAAAUGUAAAUCUCACUGCGAUAGCCAGCCACGAACGUAACUCGAAGCGUUUCGUCGCGGAUUUUUCGUUGUUAGAUGAGAGCGCGGAUCGAUGGUCGACGUUUUCUCACAGAAUUGCGAACGGUAUCGAGACUAUAGACGGAUUUAGCAAUCACAUUCAAUAUCCUCUAUCUCAUCGCGCGGCUCACGUCAUGCGUCGACCAAUAGACUCCAAUAGUGCUGUGAACGUGAUAAUACCGAGGCCCAAGUGAGUCUUGCACAUCUCGAAAUAAAAAGGAAAGAGAAAAAUGCCAAUCAAAAGCCGAUCUUUUUUAACACUGUAUAACGAGAGAGAAGGAAAAGUAAAGAUACAUAUACGUGUAAUGUUUUUUUAUAGGAGAGAGAAAAAAAAGAAGAACAAAUCGUAAAUAGGCGGCGAUAUGUCGUGGCACGUCGCGCAAGACACACUUAUUACUGAAGCACGUUAAGCCCACAUAAGCGAGACAUGGUAUUCCCGAUAAUUACGGUGAUAGAUACCCGUAGGACAAAGCAGGAGGAUAAAACGAUCAAUAGUAAUAGCUAAUCGGUUACGUUUAAUACUUUCAUUCAGUCACACCAUUAAUCCCCGAGGGUCUUAAAGGUCUUAAAAGAUAGCAACCUUUGACUUUAAGAGACACAGCUGUACGAUUGGUACGCCAAUAUUGUUUCCUUUAAGGAAAGCGCAUUGUACCCCUUAUCGAUACGUUGCAUAACAUUAAUCCUAGAAGUCCAUAUUGAUAUCCCGCCACAAUCGCGUUUGAAACGCAAACACCGGAAUCCAGCGUGAUUUUGCAGACUCACUCAAUCACGCUCAACUUCCCUCUUCACCUUUUUUGUAUCGAGUGAAGAAGUGAUUCGUUGAGCGCUCAGAGAUAUUCAGAAAUAUUAGGGCAGAGAAUAAUCAAAUUAAUUAAUACAUUUUUAUGAUCGACGGAGAAAGAUACACGGUGUACGUCUCGCGACAUGAAAAGAAGCCGAGGUCCGUUGGACAUCUAGGAUUAAGUCUAGAGUCCUUUCGUAUGUGGACGCUUAGGGUUAAGUUUAGAAUUUAAGAGAUCGACGAUAAUGAAGAAGCGGGUAAAUCUCAAGAGAAGGAGCAAAAUGCGGAUACAAAAGCCCUUAUUCUGAAAACUCUUCUUUAUCGAUAAAAGUCUCUCUCUCUCCCUCACUUUUUAUAAUAUGACUGAAAGCUAAACGGAAGGCUUGAAGUUAGAAGAAGACGUUGACAGAUUCAAUACGAAACUUGCUGUUUAAGAAGUAUUAGUAAAGUAUAAAUCGCCACUUGCGUGACUUGGACCGGUAUUGAUAGUUGCAAAUUAUUUACGAAGUUUAAUUGAAAGUAUACAACCAAAAGUAUUCGGCUACUAGGUUAUGUGAAAUAAACAGCAAACAAUUUCUUGCUGCACCAAAUUAAUAGUAAACAAAAACAAAUAUAAUCUCUCAGAGACUCAUAAAAUAAUAUUUAUUUAUCAAACAAUAUAUAUGAUAAAUUAUGAAUUUAUAAGCCACAUUUAGGGACACUCCUAUCGAUAAAAGAGAGUUCAGAAUAAAGGCCAAGGUGUUUUUGCAUUCUAUUCUUUGUCGGAUUCGUCCCAUUUCCCUCUCUCUCCCCCUCCUUUUCUCUUUCUCUCUCUUGCUCCUUCCGCAGUCCCUUGGAAAAUCAAAGCGACGUGAUUAUCACGUAAGAAGAAGCCAAAGUUUCUCUAAUUAUAACAUAAAAUCCAUAUAGGCCUUAAAAAAUAUUUGACGCCGACGCAUAAUGUAUUUGUAAAUGUCCAUUGUUUAUAAUGAUUGUGAAUAUUGUAACAAUGAGAGGGGAGCGUUGUCUCCACGGUUACAUUGUUGCGUAUACAUAUAUAUAUAUAUAUAUAUAAAUAUAUAAAUAUAUAUUAUACACUCGAAAACGCGCUAUAUGGAGUAACACGGGGGCGAGAAUUGGAAAUGCGGUAAAUUUGAUUUUGCGCCCUUAUUUGGUCGACGACGACAACGACGACGAUAACCACGACACUUUCUCAAUGUCGUUGAACGCGCGCAAAGUGUGAUGUCUAUACGAACUUUCGGCCCGUGUGAGUUUCCAGGGCCCCCCGAUUACUCUACGUGUGUAAUGGUUUCGUGUAACACAGAAGGUGUCAAUGACGAUGUUCGCCAUGAUUAUUUUUCUGUAUUGUAUAUUAUGUACUAUGCUUAUUAUAUUAAAAUUAAAAAGGCAGAGCAACUCUUCGGGCUUA
This is a messenger RNA of Odontomachus brunneus, 8136 nucleotides long. It is a transcript of the gene Nep3, whose product is annotated as endothelin-converting enzyme homolog. The record is from RefSeq and is a predicted model, not a curated record. Bases 927 to 3257 code for a protein of 776 amino acids. The transcript has 14 exons. NCBI's taxonomy places the organism in Eukaryota, Metazoa, Arthropoda, Insecta, Hymenoptera, Formicidae. Gene Ontology annotation, molecular function: metalloendopeptidase activity. Gene Ontology annotation, biological process: protein processing. Gene Ontology annotation, cellular component: plasma membrane.